This is a messenger RNA of Fulvia fulva, 9837 nucleotides long. RefSeq lists its product as uncharacterized. The record is from RefSeq and is a predicted model, not a curated record. The transcript has a single exon. Gene Ontology annotation, biological process: fermentation. The coding region runs from base 1 to 9837 and encodes 3278 amino acids. Lineage: Eukaryota; Fungi; Ascomycota; Dothideomycetes; Mycosphaerellales; Mycosphaerellaceae. Gene Ontology annotation, cellular component: membrane.
AUGACGAGCUUGCGCGCUCAACCUCUGAACGCAGAGCACGAGUUCAACUGGGUCUUCGACCUUGAAGUGCUGGUCAUUGGCAUUCUGUCCCUGUUCUUCCUCUUCUACUUCAAUCGACUGUUCGCCACGGUGGUCUCCUGUGCCAUCCGACUCUACGUCUUCCGCUACUACAAAGCAUGGAUCGAUAUAUCGGCGUUGCAGAUCAGUCUGCUAGGAGGUCGCAUCUUCUUCAAGAAGAUCCGCUACCAUGCCCACAAUGUCACUGUACACGUCUACGAGGGACACAUCACAUGGCGAUAUUGGUUGAGGGCAGUCAAGGAUGCCGAGGUGUUUCAAGAUGAGGAUGCAGCAUCCAUUGGCAGAGCGCGAAGCUCUAGUACGUCGACCGGCGACGAGCAAAGCGAUGUGAGAGAGAAGGAGAAAGAGAAGAGUCGUGCUAGGUCCGGCAGUGUUGGCAAAGAAGAGAGGGCCACCACCAAACCGAAGAAGGAGCUGCCAUGUCGCAUAUCUGUCAGGGUAGCUGGAGUUGAAGCCUUCAUCUACAACCGCAGUCCCGUCUAUGAUGCUGUGGUUGAAGCGACAAUGGGUAAGGCGACCCAAGCGUCGAAAGAUGCUACCGACAGUGAAGCAAGUCCCCGGCCCGAGACUGCAGAAAGCUUCGAAAGCACUCAAGACGGCGUGGAGCCGACACGGACGACAACAUACAACACCACAGCCAGCACGAACGCAGCGGGUGUUGAGAAGGCGAACAUUCCAUCUUUCUUGCGCAUCUUUCCCAUCAAGGUGGAAUGCAAAAAGGCGGCAGCUGCUCUAGGUAACGAAAGCACCAAGAACAUUAUCGUCGCAAAGACAGAAAAGGGCGGCGGGACUUUCGACGCUGGACAUGCUGGGCCUCUGGACAUCUGGCAAAUACUUAUGAACUUUGAAGUCGAGGAUGUAGUCGUUCAGAUGAAGCCCAAUCGGGACUACAAGGAGCAACAGCUGGACCAAGCGCAGCGCGUCCUGCGCGAGAUGGAGCUGGAAGAGCCGCAACCAAGCCGACCUAUCCGUGACACCUGCUCGAAGAUACUGAGCCUUUGCUCCCGCUUGCGGGGCGCCAUUCAACGACCUCGAAGUGCCCGUGACUCUCUUCGUACCGCUUCUGUAAGGUCAAAAUCUGUCGCAGGAACAACGCAUGCGCCCCUCGAUCAACUGCCCGGCCAGCAACAAUGGCACGGGCUCAUGCGAUACUUGGACGACGGUGAAAUCAACGAACACGAGGAGUGGUCGCCUAUUGAAUACGCCAAAGCAUCUGAGCUUGUGAAUGUGCCCAAAGUCACCAUGCGCUUUUUCUGGGACAUGCCGGGUCCAGUCCCCGACACCCUGUCCGAUGGCGAUCAUCUGCAAGGCCCCAUGUACGAAGACGACAUCAACGGUGCCGCGCCGCCUGCAUAUGGGAUGGACCUCGGUGUCUAUGGUGGUGUCGUGGUGUAUGGACCAUGGGCUGAUAGACAACGCCUCAACCUUCAGCCAAUCUUCGUCCCAGCAACAUAUGUUGAUGCAAUCCCGGCGAAGUCGCUGAAGCCCGGUGAACUCCGUGUCUGCACUGUUUUCCAGAUCAAGGUCAUAGUUGAGGACGAUGUUGUUUUGCGUGUUCCAACGCGCGAAGAAUCCAAAGAUGCCAAGUGGAAAGGACGGGCAGACAAAGCAAACCCUGACGAUCCCAAUCAGCAAGAUGCAGUCAAGGACGAGGGCAAGCACUGGAAGAAGCACAAGCAUCGUAAGCGCUCCAAGGCGAAGCAAGGCACAGCUGCUGUCGACGCCCGCCCGUACGGCUGGCUCGACGUUACUGUAAAGAAGGACUCUGUUGUGAACUUCAACAUGGACAUGUAUCCACGUGCUACUGGCUACCGCAACACUCUGGAUCUGGAUGUCAAAGGUGUCGAAAUGUCAAGCAGCGUAAAUCAUGGCCUGCUCUGGCGAUCAGGUCCUGUUAUACUGGACGCCGACAUCUCGCAGCCGUGCUCUUGGAACUCCUUACGAAAAUGGCCUUUCAACAUAGUGGUCAAUGACCUCGAACUCUUCAUACUUCGCGACCACCUUUUCCUCAUCAUCGAUAUUGUCAACGACUGGGCCUCUGGAGCGCCCUCGGAAUUCUACACUUUCGUCCCUUACAAAUACGACCUCGACAUAACCUUUAAUAGCUUUUGCAUGUACCUCAACGUUAACGAUGCUAAUAUAAUCAACGAUCCCGCGGACUUCGACCGCAACGACUUUCUUACUCUGGAAGGAAAACUCCACGCUGUGCUGGGCAUACCGAUGGAGCACUAUCGACCAAAACGUAAUCAGAUCUCAUUCGACGUGCUAGCUUCGGACAUGAAGAUGAGAAUGAUCAGUCCGCCGAAAAGCACUUUCCAUGCCUUUGUGGAAGACAAGGUCAUGGCUACGCUCCCGAAACUGACCCUGAAUGGGUCGUUCAAUGGCAACCAAGAAGUGCAAGUGGGCAAUGUUGAUGUCCUACGUAUGGACAUCGUAGGCACUGGGCUCAAUCUCAAGGCUUUUGGCUUCUUUGUGAGACAGCUGGUCAUGGUCAAAGAGAACUACUUCGGUGACUACAUGCACUUCAAAACUUUGGAGGAGUUUCAAGGCGCGAGUGACGACUUACAAGAGGCCAACGUCAAGACUGCGAGCUUUCCGAAACCUACUUCAAUCAACGAGCUGGACGUCGUGCUUUGCAUAGUAGCAGAAGACGCGACGGUCAUGCUCCCCACCAACUUGUACUCCUGCAAGGAAUUCGUUCGUGCAGAGCUACCGCGAGCCGAUCUUGACCUGCGAAUCGUCAGCUACUAUCUGGACAUGGGCUUGCAGCUGUCACCAGUCAGUCUUCUGACUGGAACAUCGCCUGAUGAUGAGGACGAUGCGCCGCUCGACACUGACUCCAGCACACAGUUCUAUUGCUCGCACGUCGAACUGAGAGGACAUCGCUCGUUCGGCUUACCACCAAAUGAAGAUGCUUACGUGAGCCAAUGGGACAUCGAUAUCGGCAAGAUCACGGGUGAGAUGUCAAGCCGCUUUGUUCGCGACCUUGCACUGGCUGGCAGAGCUCUCACCUUUACGAUCGACGAUGCAGAGAAUGCUUUGCCUGUGGUAUCGCCAGCCGUGGUACUCGAUGCCAGCUUCGUGCAGGUCAAGACUGAUAUUGUUCGACUCUGGAUGCAUGUCGGAAAAGACGCUCUGCUAUUGGAUCUCGAACCCGUCAAGGUCGAUGUGGCUGGCUGGGCCAGUGAGACCUUCUCACAGAGGGUCAAUGUGAUCGUGCCCCUCUUGACGCUUGCCUGCGUCGAUGGUCGCAGUGCAUCAAGACACCGCAGCCGACGGUAUCGCAGAGGCAAAGAUGCCGUGAGGACCUACGCUUUCCUGCAGACCGGUGUCUCCCUUGAUGUGGUGGGUCGAAGUGCACAUUUCGUGCUUGAGACUAAGAAGCAGCAGAAGCAUUUCAAACUGCAUGAUCAGAGAACGAAUAGAUUCCCAUUCCUGAUCCGGCCAAAUAUCGAAUCAGAAGUACAGCCAGAAGACGAGCUCGAUUUCGAGCCACCUGCAAUCCCGUACCCCUUCCCACCCAAGCCUGUCAUCCAGAUGGGUGGGAACAACCGGCCCGCGUCGAUCAAGUCGUUGAGAAGCUUUCUCAGUCAUUCAGAAUUUUCCAUCAAAUCCUCCUCGUCUUCGUUGUCGGCAUCGAUCAAGAGCUCUCGAACUAUUGGGAGCGCGAAGACAAGGCCUAGCCUGCUUACCAGAGGUACUGAGGCCACCGACAUCAGCGGGACAUCAGCUUCCUUCCACAGCUUUGCAUCCGAUAGACCGAGCUCAGAGGACUCUGGAGACGGUCAAGGGCGACGCAUUCUCCGUACAGAUCGUGAGCGCGCCAAAUUCGGGUUGCUUUCGUCGACUAUGGCAUUCUCGAGUCCAUACUCUGAGCCUUACUUUCCCCUCGAGUUGGUAAGGCCAGAUGAGACAAACGUCCCAGCAUUUCCGGAAGCUGCUGCGAGUGACCUCAAUUCAGACACAUCGUCUGUCUCGGAGAUGAUCACAGAUCCUGACAUAGAUCUUGAUGCAGAGCAUACCACCGUCAUGAUCAAAGUCCUGCCAGGCAUACGAGCCUAUGUUGAGCCAAGCGUAGCGAUCACGGCUUCGAAGUUGAUCAAGAAGGUCAUGCCCAUCAUGCCAGAAGAAGUCAUGGACUCGUUCCAGAUGGACGUCAUGGGUACUAUACAGGCGCAGACUGCCUCGAAAUUGGCCAAGAGCAACAUUGUCGAGAUUCAAGCCUCUUUGGCGUCAGCACAUUUGCGGAUCGUUGCACUGGAUGAGUCCAACGAGCACAUUGCGGACCAAGUUGACCUUACGUUGACUGGAUUAGAGAAUUCCACCAGGAUCCGCAACCAGCCGCAACAUGAUGCAGCGCCUUUGCAGUUCCUGUCGAUGCAUGCAUUGUUGGAGAGUCUUGAGGUGCAGCUCAUCGAUAAGAUGGAUCCAGCUCCUGACAGUCCACCAACCGUACGACUGAGUGUGGAUGACGUCCUCGUGUGGUUGUCGAUGGCCAACUCGAAUGCUUUCCAUCUGUCUUUCCACGAUACGAAUGUUGCUGUUACCGGGUCUAAAGCCAAAUACCUCACGCAGCUGGCACUCAAGCUGAUUCCAAUUGUGAAGGAUAUACAGACUCGAUUCGAGGACAUCUUUGCAAGUAACGCGCGAAGGUUGCAAACGAUGUCGUAUGUGAUGACCUACAACGGCGACACGGUUGGUGAUCCACCGUUCAUGGGCCGCCUGUUGUACGUGCUUCGAGUGGUGCCUACUCAUUUACGAAACACCGAUUCGUGGAAGAUACUGGCUCGCUUCCGCUACAUACUCAUGCAUCUACCGCAGGAUGCCAAGAACCAGUUAGAAGCAAACGUGAAGGAUGCCAAACUCAAUAUCCCAGCCGAUACUCCAAGAGACGUGCUCGAAAGCUGGACUCAAUCCCGCAAUUGGGACGUACCAUAUGUCAACCAGACUGUGGCCUUCCAGAAGCUGCGCGGGGAUGAGAUCACACAGCUCAAAACGACCGAGCAGAAAGAAACAAGCGUCACGUUCAGGUCCGAGUCGCUGCGGGUAGCGAUCGAACAUGCCAAGGGCAACAGCGACAUUAUCCUGGAGGAAACAUCUCUGGAACUGGAGAACUCUCCGCCAAGCAGGCCAGAAGGCCUUAUGCUGGUGGACGAGAACAAGCGGACCAAGACCACUGUGCAGAUGCACACCAAUACGAUCGCCUUGGCACUUGAUUGGGGACUGUUCUACGUCGCCGAAGAUGUCAUAUCGCUCGCGGACCAAAUCGAGGAAGUCAAAGCACAUCUCGAGAGCCAUGGACACACUCCAACUUCGCAGAAACUGGAAGAAGGGCUAUUGAGACACGACAUUCACGCAGUCGUCUCAAUGGGAACUGGUAGUAUAGCAGUACGCAGCGCCAGCUUGCGUCAUGUCUCAAGAGCAGACGGCCUUAAAAUGUCCUUCCUCGGCACAACACAGGCCAGUGAAGAGCUAGGUCAAUGCGAGAGCGUGAUCGUGAACGUUGAUCGUGCAGUCACUGAGCUACAUGGAGCUGAAUCGCGCAUCUGGCAGACGCUGAUCACCUCGCCGAGCAUUUACGUCGAUCACCUUACACCAGCGGUUGGCAUUGACACGCCAGCGACCGUGACUCUGGCGAUCUCGUACGAUGACCUCCAAAUCGCCAUUACCGAGCAAGUACCUGGUAUCCUACAUAUCGUCGACACCAUUAUCACAGAAGAGGUGGCUAAGUGCCAGCGACUGGCGGAGAUCGUCCAAGCCAACAAGCGAACGAGGAAACCGUCCAUUGUACCGAACAACGGGACUGCCAUCUCACGUCCGAGCACAGCUUCUGGUCAAGCACCGAAACUACACGUUGCGGUACUGGCUGGAAAUCUUGAAAUGGAGAUAUCCCUUUUGUCCACGCUGAGCUACCAACUCAAGGGCACCGCGGCCAGCAUCAGAGUCGCGCCAAGCUUGGCAAAAGACCAGGUCUUCAGCAUUGACUUCGACGCUGGUCGUCAGGAGCACUCUUUCCUCAACACGUCUGGAGACGAUACGCAUACGCAAGGUCUUCUCGAUGUGCCUCCCAUCAAUGGCCAUGUUGGUCUAGAGUUAGGCCAAGAGGAGACUGCCAUAUCUGUUGUAACCACGAUUGAGAAGGUCCAAGUUGACGCUGGAGCUAUCCAGGGACUUGUUGGCGUCAUCAUUAGACCGGAAGUGCAAGACAUUGUCUCCGCUGUCAAGGUCGGUGUCGACGGCAUCAAGGGCCAUAUCGCGGAAAUCUUCCCGGAGGGGGAGACCGCGCAAAGGCUCGCAGAUCCGAAAAAGCGGCAGAUCGUGUUCGACACAAGGUUUGCUCUACUUGGCAUCCGAGUCUCUGCAAGUACGCCUAGGGUGGUGGGUAACUCUACAGCAGAAGUCGAGUUCGGCAUUGGCCCUCUGCAUGCCACGGCCUCAAACAAGGCUAUGCCAAAGGAGAUCAUCCCAGAGGUGCGUAUGCACAUACAAGAUAUCGGCGCCAGUUUGAAGAUUAAGGAGCGUGGGAAGCUCCGCCCCUGCGGCAAUGCCACCCUGACAGUGAGCCUCCACUUCAAGAAUCUCGCGGGCGAGCAGGGUGCGACUACCCGAUCGCUCAAGGUUAGCAGUCACGGGCCUGAAGUCAAUGCCUAUCCAGAGACGGCAUCGACCAUCAUCGAUGUUAUCAACCACCUCCAGGACCGCAUCAAGCAUCUGGACUUGUCUAAAGAAGUGGAGUACCUGCGACGCAUGCGCGACGAAAGGCGGCAGACCGUGGUCCAGAAGAUCAGCGGUAACGAUGAAUGGACUGAGGAUCAAGAAUUGCCAUUCUCGCCGGAAGAUCUGCUUGCGAUCAAAACAACCAUUGAGCUGACUGACAUCAAAGCUUGCUGGCUUGUUGAUCCUUCAUUUGCAGCCAACAAGCGUGCUAGAGUCGAUGAUCUGGUUCUCUCAAUACAAAGCAUAGAGUUCACGACUCGAUCUGGAAACGAAGCUCGAUUGACGAUCAAGGACAUGAUGUUGCAGCUGGCGAAGAAGGACGGCAAACAGACCCGCUCGCUAAAUUCUGGUCUGUUAUCUGAAAUGGGCUUCAGCGUAGGAUACUGGAAGGUGGACAACAAGCGUCACGCCGCCAUCAGGGCCACUGGCAAACCUUUGGACCUUCGUCUUGAGUCGAGGUUCAUACUUCCUGUCAAUGCUCUACAGAAGUCUAUCGAGAUGGCCAUUGACGAUGCGAGGAAGGGCACCGCCACUUGGGAGAGCACUCCGACCUCAUCGGGAGCUCCUAGGUCUUCCACGACCAUGUUUGACAACAAGCAUCUUGGUUCGCUUCUCGUUGAAGCUGACUUCGCUGGAGCGCAAGUGUACAUGCAAGGCUCUAUGCCGAAGGACCGCGACUUGUCGACAGUCGCGGCUGCUUCACAGCUAAAGUAUGGAGCUCGGCAUGGGCGAUAUGGACAGUUCGCUGGCGAUGGCGAAUUACUGCAUACCACAUUGACAGCACCAGGGAUUGCUUUCAAGCUUGAGUACAACUCCUUGAAACAGCAGCCUACUAUCAACGCCGAGCUCAUGAUUGAUGCAUCGUCAAAUAUGCUGCUACCGAACGUGGUGCCCCUAGUACAGGAAGUCUCGAACAGUGUCAAGGAGCUGGUGCGCGAUAAGAAGCCAGCUAAUGCGCCGAUUAAGCAGGUGCAUGUUUCUGAGGUAGACAAACCUGCACAAAAGUUCUUCGACACCGGCGACGACUCCAUAAUCGACGUCACGCCAGCUAAGAUCUUUGGCAAGACGAAGUUUGACUUGGGCUUCCGCAUCGCGAAGCAAGAGUUUGGUUUGAGCUGUCAGCCUAUAGCAAGGGUCGAUGCAAAGGCUUCUCUCGAAGACUUUUACGUGACCAUGAACACCAUCGACUCGGAUGAACAUGGCCACUUCUUUGCAACGUCUGCAGUACUUACUGGGUUGAAAGCCCAGGUCAAGCAUGUCUACUCGAGGGAGCCGACCUUCAGCUACGAUAUGGAGUCAAUUGUGCUCUCAGCCAUGAACAACAAGCACCUGAGCGGGCAGUCUGGUAUAUCAGCGAUCUUGAACGUCAAUCCUACACGGAUCGUCAUCAACGGCAAGCAAUUUCAGGAUCUGCUGCUGUUCAGGGAGAUCUGGCUGCCACCUGAGAUCAGGAAUGCUGCUGCGGAAGGCGGCCCUUCUUCUGCAAAGCCGGCUGCUUCGAGGGCCGAUGAGUUCCUUGUUCAGAAGUAUCAGACUGUGGCUGCAGCUGCAGCGUUUCCUUGGAAUGCCACUGUCUCCAUCGCGAGGCUAUCUGUCGAUGUCGACCUAGGCCAGAGUAUUGGCAAGUCAUCGUUCACCAUGACGAACCUGUGGGCAUCCCAGGCGAAGACAUCGAACUGGGAGCAGAACUUAUGUAUUGGCCUCGACGAGAUGGCGGUUAACAGCACAGGCAGAAUGAGUGGCUUCAUUCAACUUGCAAAGCUUGGUAUUCGGACUUCCAUCAGGUGGCCAGAAGAAAACAGUGAAGCGACAAUGCAGAAGACGCCACUGAUACAAGCUUCCAUCGGCUUUGACAAGCUCCUGGCUAAAGCUGCGUUCGACUACCAAGCUUUCGCCUUUGGUGACAUUGAGGGCUUCGACUUCCUCAUGUACAACGUUCGAGAUGCGCACGGCAAGUCCGAUAGACUUGUGGCUGUACUGGACUGCGAGAAAGCGUAUGUGUUCUGCACGUCGACUAGCGCUGCGCAAGCUGUUGGUCUGUACCAAGCUUUUGACCGCCUCAUACAGGAGAAGCAGUCGGCUUAUGUGCAGUCACUGCGAGACAUCGAAAAGCAUGUACGCCGCGAGAGCACAAUCGUGCCGACGAGAUUCGGGCCAAUGAUUCCUGACUCGCCGGUACUGGAGAAGAAGAGCAAGGACAGCCCGAUCCGACUUCACACAGAUGUCGUGGUCACUGUGGGCGCCAUCUGCUUUGGCGUGUACCCAAGUACAUUCUUCGACAGCCAGAUGCUCAAGCUCGAAGCGAACAAUAUUCAAGCUCGCUUCGCUGCCGGACUGGAACGAGGUAGGGUGACCAGCGGUCUUGGGAUGACACUCGGUCAACUCCAAGUCGGUCUAUCGUCGGUCAGACGCAUCACCGCCGUUCCCAAAGCUCUCGAAGUUACAGUCGAUGAAGUUAUCAACAGUGCCUUGAAUGCCAAGGGUGGCACGAUCCUGCGCGUUCCAAAGGUCAUUGCAUCCAUGCAGUCCUGGCAGACACCUCAGUCCAACGAAGUGGACUACAUCUUCAAAUCCCUCUUCGACGGCAAGAUCGACGUAGGCUGGAACCUCUCCCGCAUAGACUUCAUCAAGAACAUGUGGCUUUCCGGCUCCAAAGCUCUCGCCUCCCGCCUAGAUCGCAAAUCCCUCCCCGAGUCCGCCGUGAAGAUCCGGGCAGGUCCUGAUCCUGACCAGCCUGCCUCUCCACCCAAAGCCACGUCGUCGUCCUCCUCCGAAGAGGACACGGGAGCGUCCAACCAGCAAGAGAAGAUCACAGCGGAGAUUAACCUCCCUCAAUCUCGGUAUGAGUACCACGCGCUCGAGCCGCCGAUCAUUGAGACGCCGCAGCUGAGAGAUAUGGGAGAGGCUACGCCGCCGUUGGAGUGGAUUGGGUUGCACAGGGAUCGGUUGCCGAAUGUUACGCAUCAGAUUUUGAUUGUGAGUCUGCUGGAGGUGUGUAAGGAGGUGGAGGAUGCGUAUGGGAAGAUAUUGGGGUCGAGGUGA